Messenger RNA from Rubroshorea leprosula, 3587 nucleotides. NCBI's taxonomy places the organism in Eukaryota, Viridiplantae, Streptophyta, Magnoliopsida, Malvales, Dipterocarpaceae. The record is from the annotation of a GenBank genome assembly.
GCAUAAUUAGCUUAUAUCCAACAAUUUCAUAAACGCAGGAACUCUCAUGGACGCCAUGGGACUGGUCACGGAUAUUGUGAAGGAUGUUGUAGCUACAGUUAAGAAAUAUGUAAAGUACCAGAUAUGUCACAAUGAUUAUGUCAACAAAUUCAAAGAAAUGCAAACAAAGCUGAAGCGCCGACGGGAAGACGUUGCGGCAGGACUGCGUACUCAGCUUAUGCAGCCUGGGAAGAUUGCAAAGCAGGAAGUUGAAGCUUGGUUAAAGGUAGCAGAACAAGAAACUACAGAAAAUGUGCUUGAAGAUAUAAUCUGCAAAGGGGGCUGUUUCACAUAUAUUUGCUCCUCAAGAAAGCUUGAGAAAAGGACUCAAUCACUGAAUGAAGAAAUAUUUAACCAAGGAGAAAAAUAUACUAAUGCUGGUGAGAGUUUGGUCGUAGAUGAUCACUCAAUUGAGCAUUAUGAAACUGUAUUUAAAGAAAAGCAAGAGCUGCUGAAGCUCCGACAGCAAGACAUUAAGGCAAAAUUGGAGACUUGGCUUCUGCAGCCGGGAAAGAUGGCAAGCAAUGAAGUUAACUACUGGAUGGAGAAAGCAGGCCAACAGAUUGACAUAAAGGUUGAAGAUCUGAUCAGCCAAGGGGAAUGUUCAUCUCCAUUCAACCUUAGGGAAAAAACUGAAGAAUUGAAGCAAAUUCUUGAGCAAGGAAAAGAAUUCACUAAUGCUGGUGAGAGUUUGACUAUAGAUGAUCACUCAAUCAAAGGAGUUCCACUACUCGUUGAAGAAUGCAGUGGCAGGGAUGAUAUACAAGAACAAAUUCUGGGAUGGUUGAAGGGAGACAAGGAUACAAGAAUUGCAGUUUGGGGAAUGGGUGGUGUGGGCAAGACAACAAUUAUGAAGCAAGUCCACAACCAACUGUUGACAGAACCCAAAUUUAACAAAGUUAUUUGGGUAAAAGUGUCAAGAGACUUUGACAUUAUUGUCCAGCAAAAAAAGAAGUUUGAUAUUCUCAAGUUUCAGAAAAGGAUUGCAAGUAGCUUGGAAUUAAAACUGGAGCCAGAGGAUCAUGAGAAUGAAACUAAGAUUGCAGGAUUGAUUUCACAAAAUUUGGGGCAGGGCAGCUUUGUGCUAAUUUUGGAUGAUGUGUGGCAGCCUUUCUCUCUAGAAGAUGUUGGAAUUCCUAAUCUAGUUGGAAAUAAUGGUUGCAAGUUAGUACUCACGACACGGUUACAAGAUGUUGCUCGUGCAAUGGAGUGUAAGGUGAUACCUGUGAAUCCUCUUCCACCUGAAGAAGCAUUAGCAUUAUUCUUGAAGAAAGUUGGAAGUGAUGUGUUGUUAGAUGGCAAAAUUAAAGGAGAUAUAAAGCCAUUUUUGGAGCAAAUUUUGCAGAAAUGUGACGGAGUACCCCUUGCUAUUGUGACAGUGGCAAAAUCUAUGACAAGGAAAAUGCUUCCUCGUCAUUGGAAGUCAGCACUUUCUGAAUUUAGUAAAUUUGAAAGCAUUGUAGAUUGUUUGAAAUUUAGUUAUGAAUGUCUAGAACCACAAUGCCAAGAGUGUUUCCUAUAUUGUGCAUUGUAUCCUGAAGAUUAUGAAAUCCCAAAGGAAGAGUUAAUUGAGUAUUGGAUUGAGGAGGAGCUUAUAUAUAAAGAAGGGAAAACUAGGGAGGCAAUGAAUUGGAAGGGUCAUGAUAUACUUGAUAAGCUGGUUGACAACUGCCUGUUGGAGUUGAUUAGAGGCAAUGAAUAUUGUGUGAGUAUGCAUGAUCUUCUCCGAGAAAUGGCACUAGAAAUCAAUCCUCAAUUCUUGGUGAAAGCUGGCAUGGCCUUGGAAAAGCUACCAGAGGAGCAUGAAUGGAUUGAAGAUCUUUUAAAGGUUUCUUUAAUGAGGAAUUACAUAACAGAAAUUCCUUCAAGCAUGCCGCCUCCGAAGUGUCCCAUGCUUACAACCUUGCUGUUGUCCUAUAACAAGAUUUCAACAAUUCCAGAAGCUUUUUUUGAGCAUAUGGUUAGGCUCAAGAUUCUUGAUCUUUCCAAUAAUUGUGAGCUAAGUAGGCUGCCAACUUCUAUUUCCAAAUUGGAGAAGCUUACUACAUUAUUGCUAUUGAAUUGCAAGUCCUUAAGAGAGGUACCGUCUUUAUCCAAACUUGUAGGCUUAAAAAAGUUGGACCUUUCAAGGACAUUAAUUGAAGAACUACCCCAAGGCCUCAACAUGUUAACAAAUCUAAAAUAUCUUGGUCUUGGUGGAAGAUUAUCUGAAGCACUUGAUAAACCGCUACAAAAUCUCUCCAAACUUCAGCAUUUACUAGUACAUGCCAAUCCCCGUGCCAAAACAGAAUUUAAAUGGGAGACGAUUGGAAUUUGGGGGAAACUUCAAAACCUUGAGAAGCUGGAUCUUGGUUAUUUGGAUAACUUGAAUAUGGUGUUUGGGGAAGUAGGAGCAAUUGCUGAGUUAGCACCGCUACCAACUAGCACAUUUUCCUCUCUUCAAUAUAUUCGUGUUUGCGGAUGUGAUAAAAUAAAGAAGUUAUUUUCGGCAAGGUGGUUGGGAUAUCUCCAGAAACUACAGACUAUUGUGGUUUUUUAUUGUAAGCAAUUGGAGGAGAUAAUAGGGUUUGAAUCUGAAGAAGGAGAAAAAGUCACUUUACCCAACUUAGAAAGGUUGGAAUUGACCGUUUUGCCCCAGUUGAAGAGAAUCUAUAGCGAUUUUUUGAUUUGUGAUUCCAUCAAGAAGAUUGAAAUUUGGGAUUGCAAAAAUAUAGAGAGUGUUUUUUGGUCAGGGUUCAACCCACUUCCAAAUCUUGAAUAUCUACACCUUGACUAUUUAAAGAAUCUGAAAUGCGUGUUUGAUGAAGAAGGUCUUGGUUUAUCGCCACUUGUACCUCCCACAAGCUUUUUCUCUCUUAAAGAAAUUAGGGUUGCUGGGUGUGGUCAAUUAAAGAAGGUAUUCUCAUCUGGAUGGCUGCUCCGCUACUUCCAAUCUCUACAAACUAUUGAGGUUUCAUAUUGUGAUGAAAUGAAGGAGCUAAUAUCAUCAUCGGCACAUGAAGAAGAAAAAGUCACUCUACCCAAGUUACAAAGCUUGCAAUUGAUCGAAUUGCCUGCGUUGAAGAGCAUCUGCAAUCGCUCCAGUGUGUUGAUUUGUGAUUCCAUCCAGAGUUUGAGGAUUUCCGACUGUGAGAAGCUAAAGAGGAUUCCUCUGAACUUUCCCCAAUCAUCUCAUCUUCUUUCCCUCAAAGAAAUUGUGGUAUUCCCAAAAGAAUGGUGGGAAUCAUUGGAAUGGGACCAUCCCAAUGCAAAAGACAUCCUUUUACCCUUCUGUAAAUUUUGGCAGACGUUGUAAUUACUGCAAAUCACAAUUGGAAUUCGGCUCUGUAACCACAAGAAAGUUGAAGGAAAUAACAUUUGCAUUUGUUGUUGUUGCUGUUGGGUUUUCAAUUUAAUACAAAUUUACUAGUAUUUGUUUUUCUUUUUUUGUGUUUGUUUUUUGUGUUUAAAUGUGUCAAAUUCUAUGUGGAAAACUAGAAAUGUUUGUUUCUUUGUUAUUUGUGUAAUGUUGUCUUUGAAACUGUGUGCAAAAAAGACUUGAAACUGUA